Messenger RNA from Saprolegnia parasitica CBS 223.65, 1955 nucleotides. RefSeq lists its product as hypothetical. The transcript is spliced from 2 exons. NCBI's taxonomy places the organism in Eukaryota, Oomycota, Saprolegniomycetes, Saprolegniales, Saprolegniaceae. The record is from RefSeq and is a predicted model, not a curated record. The coding region runs from base 1 to 1890 and encodes 629 amino acids.
AUGCCUCCAUCAAUCCACGCGUUCGUCGUCGACCACCAUGGGGUGCGCGGCCUCGCACGCCUCGGGUACGACUACGUCAAGCGCGCGAUGAGCCUCUUCGUCGUCUUGCUUCUCGCAAUGGACGCCGUCGUCAACAACUGGGCGCUCAGCAACUACCUCGCGGGCGGGUAUUUCUUUCUGACGCCAAUUGGUGCGGUUCAGAACGCCCCGCAGCUCGAGACGCAGUACAGCUACAUGCGCGGGUACUCGAUCGCCAACAUGUCCAACAUGGGUCAGUGGAUGGCCAACUACACGGUGGUCAACUUGGUCAGCAAGAACGACCGCGUCUUCGCGAUUUCUGCCGGCGAGUUUGAGCUUACGCCGUCGACCGUCCUCUGCCCCAUCUUUCAAGGCGACUAUAACGUGGAUCUGAGCGUCUCCAACAAGGUCAAGCUCGCCGUCGCGGCCGACGCGACGACGUUCUACCGCGGCAACGCCUUCACCCAUGCGACCAAUGCCAACGACAAGGUGCCGGCUGGUGCCAGCAGCGUCGACCUCCUCAAGCAUGGGUACCUCCCGGGGCGGACCACCGUCGACAAGCGCUUCACGCGUGAUAUCGUCCUCGCCAACACGCCGACACCCCAAACGCAGGUGGUGCCGUACUUCCGCAUCUACUCGCGCAACUACUGCACCGGCUGCGACACGGUCGCGGAGCUCGGGUACUCGACGUGUGAGUUCAAAAUGAUCUACAAUGACGCGGUCAAGACGCUCACGGUCACGUCCAGUGCCUUCGUGCCGGGCUCGACGUACCAGCUCGGAUUCACGGUCGUCAACUCGGCGAUGGCGCUCACCGCCCUCAUCGUCAAGCUCCUUGCGAUUUUUGUGGGCGUUGGCGGGUACAUUGCGAGCCGCCGCACCGUGCAGUGGUUUGAAGUCGACCCGGCGAAACCCGACUCGUUCGUCGCCAAGGCGAUUCGCACCGUCGUGCCCAAGUACUUUCCAUUUCCGUCCGAAGCUCUGAGCUACGACAUGCUGCUCUUCAACUCGGACAUUUUUGUCUAUCUGUACACACUCUCGGUCGUCCUCGACUUGCAAAAUUGUCUGCGCUACGCCCGGGACGUCAGCGUCUACAACGCGCCGGCGCCGCAAGCGCUCGUGUCGAUCGAGAUCUUUGCGCUCUCGUUCCGCCUUCUCUGGCUCAACCUCGUCAUCCUCAAGCUCUGCAAAUUGCUCUGGAACCUCCUCGGUAUCGCGUCGUUCAAUGGCCAGAGCGUCAUGAUGGGCUUCUUCAACUUCUCGAGCGUCACCGCCUUGUACCUCAGCGGCCUCUCCCUCUUUUUCAUCCCGUCCUUUAUCGACUAUAGCAACUCGGACAGCUACGAGCUGUACCAGCACACCGAGCCACUCGACGGGAUUCGCGUCGAGGUCGUCCACGGCAUUUACAUCCGCGUCGCGCCGUACGUCGUGUUCGUACUCCUCGUCAAUAUCGUCGUCAUCCUCGUGCUCGACCACGUGUGGAACCUGGCGCAUUGGAAAAUGCUGCGCAAAAACAGCUUGGCGCGCCAAGCGGUCUACAACAGCACGUCGAUCAUGUGCGACUUUCUCUGGGGCAUCGAGCCGCACGAGCUCCCGACCGGUCCUGGCUCGGUCGUUUGCAUCAGUGCGCGCCGGCUGAACCUCCUGGCGAAGAAACGAGUCAUGCUGGCCGUGCACGUCAGGUCGCUGCCCACCAAGCCGGUGACGUCGCCCGACGAACCGCCGUCGGCCACAGCCGAUGCGACGGACGAGUACUUUAUGCUGGCGCAGGACGGCGACGCCAACAUCCACAUCCUCGACGGCAACCUCACCGAAGUCCCCAGCGUCGUGUACAACGUCAAGAUCCUCAAGAACUCUUUCAUCAAACUCAAGUAGAGACACAACUCAUUGUGCACACGUUUAUACAUGAAUAGAAUGAUGUUGUUUAAACAAGAAUGAAC